GUAAGAGCAUGGAGCUGACCGCCAUCGGGGAGCGAGUAUUUGCCGCCGAGGAGAUCCUAAAGCGCCGCGUCCGAAAGGGUCAGAUUGAAUAUCUGGUGAAAUGGAGAGGAUGGGCACUAAAACACAGCACCUGGGAACCAGAGGAAAACAUCCUGGACGAUCGGCUCAUUGUAGCAUUUGAGCGAAAGGAGCGAGACAAGGAGCUUCAUGGCCCAAAAAAGCGGGGACCUAAACCAAAAAACUUUAUGCUCAAGGCACGAUCAAGUGUGACAUCGACCCGUGUUUCCAGUUCCCAUCAAGCUUCUCCGUCCCCUUCCUCAUCAAGAGUCCGUCCAAACUCUUCGUCGUCGUCUCAGGCGCCAACGCCCAGGUUGCACUCAUUAGCCAAUGCACACAAACUGAAGAAGGACAUCCAUCGGUGCCACCGUAUGUCCCGCCGGCCUCUGCCACGACCCGACCCGGACGGCUCGUCGUUUGUCUCCCGCCUGCCGAUGUCACCAUUCUCCGAGACCGUGCGCAUUUUAAACCGCAGGGUAAAGCCACGAGAGGUCAAGCGGGGUCGCAUCAUUCUCAACCUCAAGGUCAUUGACAAAUGCACCAAUGGGGCAACCAAAGGACAAGGACGGGCACAGAUUCCGUCUCGGAAUCGCAUUAUCGGGAAGAGGCAAGCAGACAUGCCCUACAGGCCGUUCCAGCCGCCUAUGAAGAUGCUGGGAUUUCCCAUGUACGGGCAGCCAUUUGGGCUUCAACCGUGCUUACCAGUUUCAAACCAAGCUGGCUCCAGAGUUGGCAAAGCUGGGGGGCGUUCAUCAGCAAAUUCGUCCAGGGUUCAGACCCAGUCGAAUCCUUCGAUGGCCAAUAAGAGAUUGGCCACUGAAAUCCAGCCUUCCUCUCUGACAUCACCACCAGAGGACAAACCCAAAAAGAGGGGCAGAAAGAGAAAAUUGCCUCACGAUCAGCCUGCAUCUAAAACGAGAGCAGCAAAACAUGGUGACCCUGACUGGCACCCAGAGCGAGCUUCCAGCUGUUCUAAUGUCGUCGUCACAGAUGUCGCCACGAACCACCUUACUGUCACAAUUAAGGAGUUCUGCCAGUCUGGAGCGGCGUCCGAACCCCCAUCACCACAUCCUGCCGACAACACAAAAUCUUCCACCACCUAGUAAACAGUAUCCCACUUACGACUGACACAAGAACUCGCUAUAAGAAUAUUCAACUUCCAAAAUUUACAUAUUUUUAAGCGAAUUAAAGUAUCUAUACAGAUUUUUUUUAUUACACAUUCUACCCCAUUUUUGUCCCAGUUUUGUUCUUACCCACUAGUCUCUCAGCUCCAACAUGAUGGUUACCAAUCUGGAUAAGUAAGGGCUAGCACAUGGUCCCUGCAAAACGUGUGAUGCCGCAGCAUCUUUUCAAACCGCAUUUCAUGCAGCAUCAAUAAGCGAAUUAAGGUGCUUGGCAAAGGGCAAUAAAUGCACCCUUUCAUACACACAAGCUUACGAUUGGGUUGCUCUCUGAAGUCUUGUUACAGUGUCACCAUGGUUUAAACCCACUUUUAAUGAUGAUCAAAGGAACUGUUUAUUGUGUGCACCACUCAGAAGCCUUGUCUUUUUAAUUCUUGGUGUUUAGAGUUGGUCCAGCCUCCGUAACCUUAACAUUUCUAUUUGUACAAAUCAAGUCUUACAGAAGUGCAAUCAUAUGACAUUGGUUGCACUGGUUUACAGUGAGGCUAUGUACAAUACGCAGGGACAUUUUUAGCAUCUGUCAAAAAGGCCACUUUACUUUCCAUAAAGUAUAUUAUUCAGGCUAAUAUUUCUUGAUGCAUUUUCACUUGUGAUUCUGUACGUGAUGGAAGCCUUUCACUGUGUUAAUGAGCAUCAGUGAGU
This is a messenger RNA of Trichomycterus rosablanca, 1880 nucleotides long. It is a transcript of the gene cbx6a, whose product is annotated as chromobox homolog 6a. Gene Ontology annotation, molecular function: chromatin binding. The record is from RefSeq and is a predicted model, not a curated record. Bases 9 to 1160 code for a protein of 383 amino acids. Lineage: Eukaryota; Metazoa; Chordata; Actinopteri; Siluriformes; Trichomycteridae. Gene Ontology annotation, cellular component: chromatin; PRC1 complex. Gene Ontology annotation, biological process: negative regulation of transcription by RNA polymerase II. The transcript has 5 exons.